AUGGCCGUUAUCCGUCUUGCUACGAUAUUCGCUUUUGCGUCCUUGUCCCUUUGUGCUGCCGCAUUGGACCUGCAUCAUCCAGGUCUCAAUGCCGUCCGCGGAGAGCAUGAAGCUCGCAGGCCGCAUCCCAUCACUACCAUCACCAUACCCUGGGUCGGGGUUUAUCCGACAGCAACGACCAUCACAGUAUGCGGCGGUACAACAGUUAUUGUGCAGAUCCCUCUGAUCAGUGAUUGCACCUCGUCUUCUUCGACAAGCUCAACGGCUCCCCCAACCACGUCUUCCAGCACCAAGCCUACUUCUUCCUCUACCACGUCUUCUACUACUCGGGGACCUACCUCAUCCUCUACGAGUUCAACUACCACUCGGAUACCUACGUCUUCCUCGACUACAUCCUCUUACACUGAGUCUACCUCUUCCUCGACCACAUCGUCUACUGUGCCUACCUCGUCCUCGACCACCUCCUCUUCCACUGAGCCUACCUCAUCCUCGACUACGUCGUCUACUACUGUUCCUACCUCAUCCUCGACCACCUCCUCUUCCACUGUUCCUACCUCUUCCUCAACUUCGUCGUCUUACACUGAGCCUACUUCUUCCUCGACUAAGUCGUCUACCACUAAGCCUACCUCUUCUUCGACCACAUCUUCUACUACUGUGCCUACCUCUUCCUCGACCAAGUCGUCUACCACUGAGCCUACCUCUUCGACAACCACAUCUUCUACCACUGUGCCUACCUCUUCCUCGACCAAGUCGUCUACCACUGAGCCUACCUCUUCGACAACCACAUCUUCUACCACUGUGCCUACCUCUUCCUCGACCAAGUCGUCUACCACUGAGCCUACCUCUUCGACAACCACAUCUUCUACCACUGUGCCUACCUCUUCCUCGACCAAGUCGUCUACCACUGAGCCUACCUCUUCGACAACCACAUCUUCUACCACUGUGCCUACCUCUUCCUCAACCACCACGUCUGUUCCAACAACAACAUCCACCCAAACUACCACCUCUUCUACCACUAAGCCAACGUCUUCUUCGACAACUUCUUCUACUACCGAGUCAAGCACUGGGUCUUCCUCAACUACCUCGUCUUCUUACACCGAGCCCACCUCGUCCUCUACCAUCUCUUCUACCACUUCCUCUACCACUGAGCCAACCUCGUCUUCCACUACCUCCUCCACCACCGAGUCUACCACUGAGCCUACCUCGUCUUCAACCACGUCUUCUUCCACUUCGGAGCCCACCUCUUCCUCAACCACCACGACUGUUCCAACGACAACAACAACAACAACAUCUACCCAAACUACCACCUCGAGCACGAUCACAUCUACCUCAACGACAUCUAUUCCCACGACCACCUCUAGCACGACCACUUCUAGCACAGCAUCGUCUAGCACGACCUCGUCUAGCAAGACUUCUUCCCGCACAACCACCUCUGAUACCACCUCGUCCAGCAAGACUUCUUCCCGCACAACCACCUCUGAUACCACCUCGUCCAGCAAGACUUCUUCCCGCACAACCUCUGACACGACAUCGUCAAGCAAGACCUCUUCCCGCACAACCACCUCUGACACCACCUCAUCUAGCAAGACCUCUUCUCGCACAACCACCUCUGAUACGACCUCGUCUAGCAAAACCUCUACCCGCACAACCUCUUCUAGCACAUAUUCCACCACCACCACCACCAUCCCAGUCCCAACACCCGGCGGCCCAUGCCCUGCCAUCAAGCCCGCCUGUGCCGCCGCCGGCCUCAACAUUGACUACUACCCCAACCCCUUCACCGGAUACAGCCGCCAGGACGGCCUCCCCUGGUCCUACUACAUCACGCAGAAGCUACGCCCGCUCGUCUCCUCCCUCACCAACGUCGCCUUCUUCCCGCAGGACACGGGCCCGCCCCCCAACCUCCGCAAGGUGUACCCCAGCGCGCAGUUCCCGAGCGCGUGGUACGCCGUCGGCUGGACCAAGCUCACCAACGGCGGCAUCAGCGUCGACGCCAACAACUUCACCCUCGUGUACUCGGGCUUCUACCGCGCCGCGGAGACGGGCCGCCACUCGCUGUGCACGACGGCGGACAAUGAGAAUGACGUCUUCUUCGGCCACGGCAACGCGUUUAGCUGCGUCGACGGCGCGACCGACACGCGCGUCAAGCCGCUGGUCGUGUCGACGGGCGGCAACUACCUCAACGGGCUCAAGUGUGCGGACGUGGACUUGGUCCGGGGCGCGUGGUACCCGCUGCGCAGCGUGGCGGGCAACUGGCAGGGACCGUCGGCGUUUAACCUGACGAUUAAGACGCCGAGCCAGUCGUUUGAGCAGCGUCGGAAUGACUUUUCAGGACAGGCGUAUCCUCGGAGCUGCGGAUUGUUUUUGUGA
Akanthomyces muscarius is the source of this 2367-nucleotide messenger RNA. RefSeq lists its product as uncharacterized. The transcript has a single exon. NCBI's taxonomy places the organism in Eukaryota, Fungi, Ascomycota, Sordariomycetes, Hypocreales, Cordycipitaceae. The coding region runs from base 1 to 2367 and encodes 788 amino acids. The record is from RefSeq and is a predicted model, not a curated record.